Nymphalis io (European peacock) is the source of this 711-nucleotide messenger RNA. RefSeq lists its product as uncharacterized. NCBI's taxonomy places the organism in Eukaryota, Metazoa, Arthropoda, Insecta, Lepidoptera, Nymphalidae. The record is from RefSeq and is a predicted model, not a curated record. The transcript has 3 exons. Bases 51 to 665 code for a protein of 204 amino acids.
UUGAAUAAUUACAUUUCGAUUGAAUAUUCAUGAAUUGAAAGUGUUUCAUUAUGAUUUGUUUGAAGAAAAUUCUUUAUAUUUUUAUUAUUGGCACAGCGCUGUUGAAUGAAGGCGGCACCUACGUUCUUGUUCAAGUAAGGAAGGGCGACAACAAACCAAACGGCGACACUCUCAUACAUAAAGUUGUACCAUCCGACAAAUUCGAUGAAAUCGCAGACACGGCGCGAAAACAGUUUAAAAACUUCAAGCAAUUUAAAAUAAAAAGUAAACCAAACCACAGGGAACUUGAAAGUAUUGUCUUUGCCAUAAAAACAGAGGAUUAUGCAAAUGGCGACCGGCGUAAAGAUGGCGACGAUACAGAAAUAGCGGGAAAUGUAGUUUCGGGAUUGCUGAAUAAAGUUAUGGGACUAUUUGAGAAGCCGGAUGACAAUGAUUUACCGAAUUACAGAGCGAAAUUGAAAAAAUACAAUAUAAAACCAGAAGUCGUUCAAUUCAAGAACAAUAACGGUAAACUAUCAAUGAUGUACGAAAUCGAUACAAAAUCAAUUUUACGUACAAUCAAAGAAGUCCUUUCUUCGAAAAUUUUAAAAAUGUACACAGAUAACUUAGUAAAUAAAGCUGCUGUUAUAUAUCGCACUUUCAAAGAAGAAGUGGACCAAGAAUAAUUGAAUUAAAUUUAAUUAAAUCUUAAAUCAUUUUAUUUUAAAAACA